AUGAAGCACUCGCUCGUGCUCCUGGCGAUGGUGGCAGCAGCAGCCACCUCGAUCUUCGCACAGUUGAGCUGCGUCGAGGAUGAGAAAGAGAGAGCCUCCCUCACUGCUAUCAGCGAUGCCGCGAGCUUGGGACCUCCACUCUUCUGCUGCCAGUGGGUGCGGAUUUUUUGCAGCGUUUCCAGCCAAGGACGGAUCAAGUCGCUCGACAUAAUCGUCUCACCUGGGUUCUUCCCGGAGGCGCGAAUCCUCAGGCAAGUCUGUAGCUUCACCAAGUUGCGUAGGCUGAGGCUGACAAAGUAUGACGACCGCGACUGGGACGAUGAGAUCCCGUCCUGUCUUGAAGAGCUCUCCGAGCUAAAGGAGCUCAAGAUCGUUGGCAGCACUGACGUUUCCUUCAAAGUCCCGAUCAUUCCACGGCUGAAGAAGCUCGUCCUGCAAGGGGUCCAUCUCACUGAAGCAAUGUUCCACAGCAUCUUCAGCAGCCUCAAGGAGCUUCAAGAUCUAACCAUCCAAAGCAAUAGCCUGUCCAACACCACCAUCCCUGCUUCACUUUGCUCGUUGUCCAGCUUGGUUCACUUGGACUUGUCUUCCAACCAGCAUGGAGGAGAGAUUCCUCCAUGUCUGUCUGUGCUCAGCCGUCUUCAAGAACUUCGACUCUCGGAUAAUUUACUUCAAGGAAGCAUACCGUACCUGGGAAAUUUCUCGCAGAUGCAACAGCUUGUGCUAGAUUUUAACCAGCUGAGCGGCCCAUUUCCAGCGUCUCUUUGCAACAUCACUGCCACCAUUGUCACCCUUGAUCUUUCCAUGAACCGUUUGAGCUCUCUGCUACCGGACUGCGUGUCCGGCAUCCAGAAUCUCUUCUUGCGCUACAAUCAGCUGACGGGACCAUUGCCACCGACCUUGUUCGCUCACAAUUCUUCCCAAACGAUCGAACUCUCUUGGAAUCAGUUCACGGGGCCCUUGCCAGAAAUCGGUGAUGCGAUGCCAGAAGGCGUGAUGAUCUCCAACAACUUCUUGAGUGGGAGUUUAAGUUCGCCAAAGUGGCACAGCUUCUGUCAUAACAUGCGCGUUCUCGACUUGUCCAACAACCAGUUCACCGGAUCAAUACCAAAGGCAUUUGGAAACUGCACAAGAAUGGCACGACUCAGCAUCGAUAACAAUGAACUCAGUGGAGAAAUACCUUCGACUCUGGGAGCUCUUUCUAUGAUGGUGGAGUUUACCAGUAGGGACAACCAACAUGUAGGACGUGUUCCCUCCACUCUUGGAAACUGCUCGUACUUGAUGGUCUUGGACUUAGCCAGCAACUCGCUGUCAGGAGAGCUUGGAGAGUGGAUUUACCAGCUCAAGUUUUUAAACGUCCUCAGCAUCGGCUCGAACAACUUCGUUGGAGAUAUCCCAGUUGAAUUUGGAAACUUUUCUUCGCAGCUCAUGGCAAUCGAUUUGUCAGAGAAUACAUUUAGUGGCACCUUACCAGCACAGUUCAGUUUCCCAACCACCGAACAAGGCCCUCUCGCGGGACUUCAGUAUGUUGUGAACCUCCGCUUCUAUUCCACGCUCCGAGAGAGAAAGCGGCUGUACACUAGUAUUCGUUUUGGAGCAGCAUACCUUGACAUGUCUGGUAAUAGCUUCCAAGGUAAUAUUCCAGACACGUUGGGGAACUUUUCCCGGCUAUCAUAUCUCGAUCUUUCUCGAAACCAAUUCGUUGGACAAGUUCCACAUACUCUUGGAAGCCUGCACCUGCUCCAGGCGUUAGAUCUAUCUAGCAACAGGCUUUCAGGGAGCAUGCCUCGAGAACUCACAGAGAUACCUCAGCUGUCAUAUUUUAACGUGUCGUAUAACAAUCUGACUGGUGCCGUUCCGCAGGGAGCUCAGUUCAACACGUUCACCGAGGAUUCAUACAUAAGUAAUCCAGGACUUUGUGACUUCCCUCUGAGCCCUUGUGAUCCUAAAAACAACAGUUACAUCAACAGCACAGAAUUAAGAAAACCAGCAAAAGCGCCUCACCUGCAUACGGUCAUUAUUUUUCUUACUUCGAUCUCGUUAUGUUCAUUGGCGUUUAUGGCAUUGCUUAUAUAUUAUCCCUGCUCGCGGACAAAGGAAGAGUCAGAUGAGAUGAGCAUUAUCGAAGGAGAAAUUUGGAGUGCAACUCGAGGAUUCAACAAAGACAACAUCGUAGACAAGGGAGGAUGCAGCACGAUCUAUCGGGGUGUUUUGAGAGACGGGCAGACUGUCGCUGUGAAGGUUUACAAGCUUUCAGACCACACAGGCGAGGAGCAGUUUAUCGCUGAAUACAACAGCCUUAAAGACUUAAGACACAGGAACAUCGUGAGAAUCAUCGAGUGGUGUUCCGAGAGCAAGCUCAAGGCGCUAGUUUUCAAGUUCAUGGACAACGGCAGCCUAGAAAAGCAGCUUCACGAGCUUCAUGGGUCAAAUCUGCCAUGGACGGUACGCAUGAACGUCGUCCAGGGAGUUGCUAAUGCACUGAGCUACUUACACGAGGAGGCAGCAAGCACUGGACCCAUAAUUCACCGAGACAUCAAGCCAGCAAACAUCUUCCUGGACCAAAACAUGGAAGCACACCUUGGGGACUUUGGGAUAGCCAGGAAUUUACGACUGGAAAGCAGCAUGCAUUGGGAAAGCAAGCUCAAAGGCUCGAUCGGCUAUGUGGCACCAGGUACCUUAUCGUAUAGAGAGGAAAAAAAGGAAGCUGACGCUACUAAAAUAUGCAGAGUAUGGCUCGGAUGGAACAAUGACCACCGCCGCAGACGUCUACAGCUAUGGAAUCGUGAUUCUAGAGACGCUUACCAGGAUCCGACCGACGAGCGGCACGCUCAAAGAUAUUUCGCUGCGGAGCUGGGUGGAAUCACACCUGGUCGAAGGCCGGCUGGAAGACGUGCUGGAUCCCGUCCUCCGCCAGGAUUCGACCGCAGAGAGGAGCAUCGACGCCGUGGCCAGGAUCGGGCUCGUGUGUAG
Selaginella moellendorffii is the source of this 2973-nucleotide messenger RNA. RefSeq names its product probable leucine-rich repeat receptor-like protein kinase At2g33170. Gene Ontology annotation, molecular function: protein binding; ATP binding; protein kinase activity. NCBI's taxonomy places the organism in Eukaryota, Viridiplantae, Streptophyta, Lycopodiopsida, Selaginellales, Selaginellaceae. The transcript has a single exon. Gene Ontology annotation, biological process: protein phosphorylation. The record is from RefSeq and is a predicted model, not a curated record. Bases 1 to 2973 code for a protein of 990 amino acids.